AUGGUCGUUUUCUCUGGCCUCGCCAUCGGGUCCGAUGGCUUCAAUGCAUCCAUCAUCGGCAACCUGGAGCUCAUCAUGGCCGUCAUCUACCCCCAAGCAUUAACAACAGAAGUCGCUUCUCGUCUGUCGAAUGCUUUUAUGGUCGGUAUGAUUAUUGGCAUGCUUUCAUUUGGUUAUAUUUCAGACAAAGUAGGACGGAAAGCUGGCGCUGUCCUGACGACGAGUGUGCUGGUGAUUGGCAUCGCUCUCAGUGCUGGUGCCAGCGGAGUCACUCGCGAUGGCAUGUUCUGGAUGCUGAUUAUUGCUCGAGGCAUUGCCGGAGUCGGUGCAGGAGGAGAAUAUCCUGUCGCCGGUGCUGGUGCCGUCGAAGCAACCGACGAGACUCCCGGCGUGCGAAACAAACGCGGCUUCAUCUUCGCCAUGAUUGGCGAUUUAUCAGCGUCGUUAGGCUUUGCCUUUGGAUCGCUGGUGCCUCUGAUCCUGCUGCUCUGCUUCCAUAAUAACGUCCAGCACUAUGAGGCCGUCUGGCGUAUUUCACUCGCACUGGGAGUGAUUCCGCCCUUGUCGAUCUUUUGGUUCCGCUAUCGAAUGGCGAUGAGCUCAGCGUACAAGAAGAGUGCGAUGCAGAAGCAGCGCAUUCCCUACUGGCUGGCUGUGAAGAAGUACUGGCGGCCUCUUCUGGGUGUUUGUGCGUCGUGGUUUAUUUAUAACUACAUCUCCUACCCUUUCGGGCUAUUUUCAACGACCAUCACCGAACGGGUCAACCCAACCUCUUCACUCACUCUCAACAUGGCCUGGGGAACGCUCAUCAACUGCUUCUACAUCCCCGGCGCUUUCAUCGGCGGUUUUCUCUCCGACAAGAUCGGACGACGCCGCACCAUGGCCCUGGGCUUCCUUCUACAAGCCAUCCUCGGCUUCAUCCUCGGCGGCGCACUGGACAAAAUCCAACCUCACCUCCCUGCCUUCAUCAUCCUCUAUGGCAUCUUCCUUACUCUCGGCGAAAUCGGACCCGGCUCGACCAUCGUGCUAACAGCCAGCGAGAGCUUUCCCACCGCACUUCGCGGCCACGCGGUCGGGUUCGCUGCUGCAUGGAGCAAAGCCGGGGCAUCGAUUGGGACUGCUGUGUUCAAGCCGAUUCUGGCCAGUUGGGGAGAUGAUUCUUUUCACGGGACGCAGGCGGUCUUUCUGAUUGGGUCUGGGUUUGCGGUUGUUGGAGCGUUGGUUGCGUGGUUUGUUCUGGGUGAUGUGGAUGAUCGGUUGGAUAAUGGCGAUGAAGCGUGGAAGCGGUAUUUGGCCGGGAAUGGAUAUAGAGUCGAAUGGGGGGUCAGUGAGGGGGGAGAGAAGAGUUUGUAG
Messenger RNA from Aspergillus wentii DTO 134E9, 1353 nucleotides. RefSeq lists its product as uncharacterized. The record is from RefSeq and is a predicted model, not a curated record. Gene Ontology annotation, biological process: carboxylic acid transport; transmembrane transport. The transcript is spliced from 3 exons. Lineage: Eukaryota; Fungi; Ascomycota; Eurotiomycetes; Eurotiales; Aspergillaceae. The coding region runs from base 1 to 1353 and encodes 450 amino acids. Gene Ontology annotation, molecular function: carboxylic acid transmembrane transporter activity. Gene Ontology annotation, cellular component: plasma membrane.